AUGAAGAGCUUGGUGAGAAAGAAAAACACCUCGGAGAUAUAUGCAAUGAAAGUUAUGAGGAAGGACAAGAUAUUAGAGAAAAACCAUUCUGAGUAUAUGAAAGCCGAGAGAGAGAUAUUGACAAAAGUCGACCACCCUUUCAUAGUGCAGCUGAGGUACUCAUUUCAGACAAAAUAUCGACUUUACCUUGUCCUGGACUUCAUAAACGGGGGGCAUCUUUUCUUUCAGCUCUACAAGCAAGGAUUAUUUAGGGAGGAGCUUGCACGAAUCUAUACAGCUGAAAUUGUAUCUGCCGUAGCGCAUCUUCAUGCUAAUGGAAUUAUGCAUAGGGAUCUCAAGCCCGAAAACAUCCUUCUGGAUGCUGAUGGCCAUGCCAUGCUCACAGACUUUGGCCUUGCAAAGGAAUUCUGUGAAAAUACCAGAUCAAACUCGAUGUGUGGCACUCUUGAGUACAUGGCCCCGGAAAUUAUUCUUGGCCGGGGGCAUGAUAAGGCUGCUGACUGGUGGAGCGUGGGAAUCCUGCUCUUUGAAAUGCUUACAGGCAAGCCACCAUUUGUUGGGAAUAGGGACAAAGUUCAGCAGAAGAUUAUAAAAGAUAAACUGAAGCUUCCUUCAUUUUUGUCUAGUGAAGCUCAUUCCCUUCUGAAAGGCCUCCUGCACAAGGAACCCAACAGGCGGCUGGGCAGCAGCCCCGGAGGCAGCAAUGAGAUAAAGAACCACAAGUGGUUCAAGCCAAUCAAUUGGAGGAAGCUGGAGGCCCGGCAGAUCCAGCCGAGCUUUCGGCCGAAUGUUGCUGGGCUUACCUGCAUUGCCAACUUCGACGAGUGCUGGACGAAGACGCCCGUGCUGGACUCUCCGGUGACCACCCCCGCUGGCGGCGGGCACAGCCACUUCGCAGGCUUCACCUACGUCAGGCCUGCGCCUAUCCUUGAGGAGGUGAACGCAUCCAGCUCUAGGCUGAAGGACUAA
Molecule: messenger RNA, 969 nt
Organism: Miscanthus lutarioriparius
Lineage: Eukaryota; Viridiplantae; Streptophyta; Magnoliopsida; Poales; Poaceae
Source: the annotation of a GenBank genome assembly